AUGGCCUUAUGCAAAGUCUUGACAAAACCAUUGUAUUCAAAUGGUCGAGAUCUAGAGACCGAAUUAAAACUAGGAUUCGGAACAUCAAACCCUGGGAGUCGGACCAUCGCAAAGCCCAGAUCGAAACUUGAAAAAACCGAUCCAUUGGAAUUGACACUUGGACCAUCAUCUGAACUCACAACCGUAUCAUCAGAAACACAUAAAUCCUCUGGCGCAUUAGGAAUCCAAAACCCAGAUCUGUUCAAAGUCUCAACUCGAGAAAAAGAAUCUUUCAGUACCACACCAGAUUUCAAAAUGUGGCUGAAUGAUCAAGUUGUAGAACUUCCAAAGCCAAUGUCGCCUCCACAUGAAACUCAUCACAAUGACAUUCCAUAUAACAGUUUAAUGUUUGAAGCUAUAUCAUCUACUCUCCCACCACAUCAACUUCAGGCCCCUGGUUCACGAAAUACUCAUAUUGAUGAAGUUCCAACUCAUAGCUCACCAAGAUUUCAUGGUUCAGGAUCCAAUCUAGUUCAAGGUUUUCCAACACGUGACUCAUCUGUGCAGGCAUUGGCAAAUAUCGCGGAAGAUCAACAUCGCUCGAUCAUUGGCGCUCCUGCUUUCAAGAGUCAUCCCAGACCAAAGUCAAGGGCUCAAACAGCGACGAAAUUUCCAGGGAGAUAUAGGGGUCGAUCAGGAACAACCAAAGGAAAACACGCGUCUGGACUUAACCCCGUUACUCAUGUAUUGUACAUCCCACAACGUGGCGAAAUGUACGAUUUGGCAGACAUUGCGAAAAAGGAAAUGCAGAAACACGAUGCAUUACGGAAAGAGAUUGGAGGGUGGUCUUCAAACAGUUCAGGUCUCGAGAUGGACGCCAGAGAGGAUGCUGGCGUAUUUCAUGUGGAUGGAUGCAAAGAACACCUUCUUAUCCAAGGUCUUAUUGAGGUUUAUUUCGGGCUGGGACAAGUCCAAAGCAUCAUGAUUUUGUUCUUCGAUAGAAAAGUUCACUCACUUGAGAAUAUCCAAAGUCCUUCACUUUAUGCAGUAAUUCCGAAAUUCCAGAGAGUCUUCCAAGAUUCACAUGGUCUAGGAUCUUUGGAAGGUUAG
Molecule: messenger RNA, 1089 nt
Organism: Melampsora larici-populina 98AG31
Lineage: Eukaryota; Fungi; Basidiomycota; Pucciniomycetes; Pucciniales; Melampsoraceae
Exons: 3
Coding region: 1-1089 (362 amino acids)
Source: RefSeq, a predicted model, not a curated record